AUGAUUCCAGGAAGAGAGAUGGGUCAACUCAAGGAGAAUGGCUGGCUUGGUCGGGAUGAGGUAGUGCGUGAUAUAAAGUGCUUGAAUCGAUGCAAUCAUCGUCUGGAUAUGGGGAUGGACAUGAUGCACAAGUCGUUUGGGAGCAUCGGCGUCCCGUCAGUCAUGGAACGGAACGACUUGAAGCGAUUCUGCCUCCUCGAUCAGGAGCACACCCAAUGCGUCGAGGAGUGCGGUUACAUUGUGCGGUUCAAUCUCAGGGAGUACGUUUGCAAAAGACGAUUCGAAGAGAACGAGAUGAAGAAACACUUCUGGAAAAAUCAACGCUGA
Messenger RNA from Angiostrongylus costaricensis, 327 nucleotides. The record is from the annotation of a GenBank genome assembly. Lineage: Eukaryota; Metazoa; Nematoda; Chromadorea; Rhabditida; Metastrongylidae.